Closterium sp. NIES-65 is the source of this 1851-nucleotide messenger RNA. NCBI's taxonomy places the organism in Eukaryota, Viridiplantae, Streptophyta, Zygnematophyceae, Desmidiales, Closteriaceae. The record is from the annotation of a GenBank genome assembly.
AUGCGGCGGUUUAUGACUAGCCACCUUGCACGUGCCUGUCCCGUGUUCUCGACCCGAGACCCCUGCUUACUUGUGAUCGUGCCCUUUGUACUGGAGGGCGAGGUUUCGGUCAUCAGCAGCCGCACUAUCGUCGCGUUUCUGGACUGGCAUGAGACUUAUGUGCGGGCAGCGAAGCACACAGACGAGAGCCUGAGUGCGUUCGACACUGCCACACGAAGGCGAUUCGACGGGGGGGGGCUUCCCCGAGAGUACUCUGCUGCAGUUUACGAGAACGCGCACAUCCGCACCUGCAAGAGGCCGUAUCGGGCAUCCAACCACCGGGACCUGCGGCGGGUGAUCGCACAGCACAACACCAUUCAAGCGCUUAUGACCCGCCUCCCUACCAACCUCGAGGGAGAUCGGAAGUACAACACGGCGUUGCGCUGGGCCAUAGCUGCUGGUGUGCCCCAGCUGUGCCGCCAGCACUCUAGGAUGCACAGCGCGAUCAGUGACAGGGAGCAGGCGCCACUGGACCUGUAUGCAACAUACGACGCCGCGAUCCCUGGAGGCAUCGGGCCCUAUGCUUACCUAGCAAGACUCUACGGCUACAUCGCUUUCCCAGCAUGGGUCCACACCGCACUCGCCCUCCCCGCCAGCGAGAUGGACUACACCCCGAUCAGGCCCCACUACGCCCGAGCAUCCGCCUCGCACCAUGGCGUACCUGCGUUCUCAUUCAUUGAGUAUGAGAACGGGAGCGGGGAGACGGUGUAUGGCCGCGUGCACCUCCUUCUGACGCUGACGAAUAACAGCGAGGACGCUGACCCCGCGGGAGAGGAGGUGGCAUUUGUGAGGCAGUGGUACCCCUCACAGGUGGACGAGUGCACGGGGUGCAUGAGGAUGCGUCCGUCCGACGACGAGCUAAGCUAUGACUUUGUGCCGGUCAUAGCUGUGCAGAGGACCGUGCACAUGUCCGCCGGUUCCGCCGGCGGUCAGAGCGGAGGUCCUGGCGUAAUUUUCGGCGGUCCCGGCGGUCGCGGCGGUUCCGGCGGUCCUGGUAGGCCUGACGGAAAGCCGCCGCACGGUCCUCCGCUGAACCUAACGGCCGUCGGGAAUCUGACGGCCGAUGUUGGCGCGCAGCUCGCCAACUGCACCGUGGAUCAGAAGACCCUUAGCGGCAGCUUCCACCUCGCCGUCUUCAAGAACGCGAGCGGAAAUUACAAUCUUCUGGUCGAGGCGGUGCUGGUGGACGCGGCGGGCGGUCCGCCCGACUCGUUGGCGAUGGUGAAGGGCACUGUGUGCGACGCCGCCGCGACGGUCGUGCUCGCGCUGCCACUCGCCGCGGCGGACUGGCAGCAGCGCGCGGGGUGGUGGCUGCUGCACGCCGGAGGCGCGCCUCGACGCGUUCCUCGAGAACACGGAUGCCGCCACCCUCGACGCGCUGCUCGCCGUGCUCCCCACCGCCUCGCCUCCGCCCACCAGCGGCGGCGGCGGGCGCAACGGCGGAGGCAGCGCGGGGGGCGCACGGAACGGGCAGGGCGGGAGGCGCAUGGGGCGGGAGCUGCUGAUGCGCGCAUUCGGCCGCGCUGCCAGGCCGGGGGGUCAGAAGGAAGGGGGGCAGCAGCAGGGGGGACAGUAGCAGGGGGGAGCACAGCAGGCGCCUGCAGUGAGCGGGUAUGCUGUGCUGGCGGGCAUCAACGCAGCAGGUGUGACGUGGGGCGGGCAGCUCAUGGGCGCCAAGAUGCCCGCCGCUUCUGCCGCUGGUGGUGCUUGAUGCAUCAUGUCACUGUGGGUCUUGUCAGUGGGGGCCAAGACGCCCGCCGCUUCUGCCGCUGGUGCUGCUUGGUAAAGCGAUGGUUUGACAGUCAUUGCUAG